Messenger RNA from Rhodofomes roseus, 1145 nucleotides. RefSeq lists its product as uncharacterized. Lineage: Eukaryota; Fungi; Basidiomycota; Agaricomycetes; Polyporales; Fomitopsidaceae. The transcript is spliced from 6 exons. The record is from RefSeq and is a predicted model, not a curated record. Bases 151 to 951 code for a protein of 266 amino acids.
GCAUGUACGGAGGUUUUGAUGGGUCUUUGGACCCACAAUGGCUCUCAAUACCAUUUGAGGACUCCACCAGUCGGUUUACCGGCUCCGAGGCACAUGUCGAUCGUAUUCAUUACGACACUUUUGACAUCCUUAAACUAGCGCCUCUUGCGCAUGAUGCUCCGCCUUCUUCGUCUCUACAGCCUCGACCGCCCCAGCUCCCGGAUGUGCCAUCAUACGCAAUUGACCGAUGAACCAAGCAAGGAUUUCGAGGUUAACAAACUCCUCGAUAUCAUCAAGACCGCCCUACGAGGGAUUUGCGCCACUGCGAGCACGCCGCUACUUGAUAGAGCAAUUGAUGCUCUAACGGGGUACCUUUGCGACAUGCAGAGCCGCCGCCAGGCGCUGGGAGCGGAUCAUCAGGCAGCAUAUCCAGUCGAUAUGCCUCAUGACGAAGCUUGGACAGAACCAAACCUACCCCCACCGGCGGAUUCUGUCAAUCCAAUGACGGCAACGAGUGGGAUCACAGGGGUCGCACAGGAUGGUGACCCCAAGAUCCUUAUAUGCCGCUACGGCGGCUGUGGUCUCAUGUUGCAUGGCGCGAUAUCUGUGAAGACAAUCAAGCAACAUCUCCAGGAGAACCACGGCGUGGCGCCUCGGUCCUCGCAAUCCUUCACAUGCGGGUGGACCGAGCUAGGCGGAACCCCAUGCUCUACUAGCUUACGAGCUGGUGGACUGGCAAAGCAUGUGUGUGACGUACACCUCCGAAUUGGUGCGAAGGUAUGCCCUCAUUGUAAUAAGGAACUAUCUCGACUCGACUCCGUCAAACGACACGUUGAAAUGAUGAAAUGCCGGGUCCUUCGAGAGAACUCGGCGGUGGGAGCUGGGCAAGGAAGGCCUCCGGUGCCACUACGAAGGGCGAAGCCGCUUCAACGUAUUCUCGACAUGCUGCCCCCAGAAGAAGCAGAGGAAUGAAGCACCUACUCAACGCCGCGCACAUAUCAGGGGAUCUUCAUUCAGGCCCAGGCGGCGGCGCUCGUCAGCUCCGUGAGGCCUUGAUAGUACUCACAAUGACACACUGUAUCAGUUGGUGAACUCAUUUCACGUGGAAGUGAUCCUCAAUCACUUGAUGUUUUCUCCGUCACGGUGUGCCGCCUCGAGCUCGCGAC